Molecule: messenger RNA, 970 nt
Organism: Carassius auratus (goldfish)
Lineage: Eukaryota; Metazoa; Chordata; Actinopteri; Cypriniformes; Cyprinidae
Product: oligodendrocyte transcription factor 2-like
Exons: 2
Coding region: 149-970 (273 amino acids)
Biological process (GO): axon development; positive regulation of transcription by RNA polymerase II; neuron differentiation
Cellular component (GO): nucleus
Molecular function (GO): DNA-binding transcription factor activity, RNA polymerase II-specific; E-box binding; protein dimerization activity
Source: RefSeq, a predicted model, not a curated record
CCUCGUCACUCUCGGGCGUGCCAAACACAAACGGUGCACGAGGGAACUGGAAUAACGAGUGAAUUCUGCAAAGGCACACACAAGCACGCGCUUGCACCUGCUACCGGAAUAUUGACAUCUUCGAGAAUCUAAGAGCGCACUGAACACCAUGGACUCCGACACGAGCCGAGUGUCCAGUAGACCUUCUUCUCCUGAAGGCGACGAUCUCUUCCUGUCCGCUGUCAAGAAGUCCGUGGGUUUCUCCGGCGCCGUCUCCUCCACGCAGAGCGAUUCUCCUCCGGAGUUAAGAGGCACAGACCUGCGGGGCCUCUCCAGCGCCGACGAGGACGCGCUAUCUCUGAAGAUGCUCUCCAAAAAAGACCGUAAACUUCUAUCCGAGUCCGAACUGCAGAACAUGCGCCUCAAGAUCAACAGCCGCGAAAGAAAACGCAUGCACGAUCUCAACAUCGCCAUGGACGGGCUCCGAGAGGUCAUGCCCUAUGCCCAUGGGCCAUCCGUGCGCAAGCUCUCCAAAAUAGCCACCCUGCUGCUCGCGCGCAACUACAUCCUUAUGCUGAGCAACUCGCUGGAGGAGAUGAAACGGCUCGUGAGCGAGAUCUACGGAGGAGGGAGCGGGGCUCAUCACACCGGCUUCCAUCCGUCCAGUUGUGGCACUCUUACGCACGCGGCGGGCGCUCCAUUACCGGGUCACCCCGCUGCUGUCUCGCACUCGUCUCACCCGGUGCACCAUCCUCUGCUUCCACCAGCAGUCUCCACUGCCGCAUGUCUCUCCGGCCCUGGCCUCUCAGCUGUCAGGCCGCAUCACGGACUCCUCAAGGCACCAUCAGCCAGCGCUGGCGCACUCGGCGCUGGUUUCCAGCACUGGGGUGCGGGGAUCCCGUGUCCGUGCAGCAUGUGCCAGGUUCCUCCGCCUCACGUGUCGGGUAUGAGCACCGUCAGCAUGCCACGACUGACCAGUGACUCAAAAUGA